AGAUGUCACGGCAUUUUCCAGUCAAGUCAAUCCAGUCAGGCAGUACAGCUUUCUUAUAGUUUAAUUAUAUAUAACAAAACCCAAGUGAAUAAUGGCAGGCAUAUUUGAUCUAGAGCUGCACGACGAUGAUAUAAUUCGUGAUGUAGAAGAUGAUUUAAACGAGGCUCAUGGUUUCGAACAAGAGCCAGCAAUUCCCUUUGACGCUAAUCUUGAAGCAGAAGGUUCCGAAACAAUACCGCUAUCAGCAGAAAUUGUUAACCCAGACAAAAUGAAGUUGGGUCCUCAGGAUUUCGAGCUAAGAAAAGUACUAGGAAAGGGUGGGUACGGCAAAGUGUUCCAAGUCCGGAAAACAACAGGCGCGGAUGCAAAUUCCGUCUUCGCCAUGAAGGUGCUAAAGAAAGCGUCCAUUGUUAGAAGCCAAAAGGACACUGAUCAUACACGAGCAGAGCGCAACGUCUUGGAAGCGGUACGCCACCCGUUUAUUGUCGAACUUGUCUACGCGUUUCAAACGGAUGGGAAGUUGUAUUUGAUUCUGGAAUACCUGAGUGGUGGUGAGCUGUUCGUGCAUUUGGAACGCGAAGGAAUAUUUCUAGAGGAUGCGACAUGCUUUUACAUGAGUGAAAUUAUUCUGGUGUUGGAACAUUUACACAAGCUUGGUAUAGUCUAUCGAGAUUUGAAGCCCGAGAAUGUGCUGCUGGAUGCCCAAGGUCAUGUCAAAUUGACGGAUUUUGGACUCUGUAAGGAGCACAUUCAAGAGGGUAGCGUUACUCACACUUGCUGUGGCACAAUUGAGUAUAUGGCUCCUGAAAUUUUGACUAGAAGCGGUCAUGGAAAAGAUGUUGACUGGUGGUCGUUAGGCGCCAUGAUGUUUGACAUGUUAACAGGUUCACCUCCUUUCACGGCAGACACCCGCAAACGUACGAUAGAUGCUAUUCUAAAAGGUAGGUUGAAUAUUCCAGCAUUUCUGAGCAAUGAAUCAAGAGAUCUCAUUCGACGCCUUUUGAAGCGACAGAUAUCGAUGCGUCUCGGCUCUGGAUCCAUGGACGGAAUAGCUGUGCGAAAGCACCCCUUCUUCAAAAAUGUUGAUUGGGACGAUGUCCUCGCCAGAAGGGUGGAUCCACCGAUUAAGCCGUUUUUGCAAGGCGAAGAUGACGUUUCGCAGUUCGACAGCAAAUUCACCAAACAGGCACCCGUUGAUUCACCGGACGACUCGAAGCUGAGCGAAAGUGCCAACCUCAUCUUCAAGGGCUUCACAUAUAUUGCACCGUCAGUUCUUGAGGACAUGCAACAUCCCCACGGCAGCCAUCAUCAUCAUCAUCACUACCACCCCUACGGCGAUCACAGCAAUCAUCGGCGCCACCAUCAUCACCAGAGCGGGAAUCAUCAUCGGUUGGGAGCUGCGAUGGAGACCGGUUCCAUUACUUUGGCUGAUGAGCAAGUGCUCAGUAUGCCCCGAUCACAUACGGUUUUUGCCUCAGGGCGGAGCGAUGUCACUGCCGGAUUCAUGGCGUAUAAACAGUUUUAGGUUUCAGAUCAGGUUGAUCAGAUAUUUUUGUAGAAUCAUUUCAUUCACAUUUUCAGUUCCAUUCAACCUAUAAUGAUGCCACCAUAAUUCAUACGAUAACUAGGCGUCAAAAAUAUCAAAACUAUCAACUAUCAAAAACAACUAUCACAACCAUUGUUCCUAAAGACAAAGUAUAUUCAUUUAUCUGUACUGUUAUUAUGUAAAUUUCCUAACUAUGAAUAUGGUUUGUCUAGAGUCAACUUUUAAAGUUAUGCGAUCUAAUUUUAAUGACUUGAAUGUAUUUUUACUAUAAACAAAAUAGGUAAUCUAUGAAAUAAAUAUGAACAAUAAAAUCAAAUAA
Armigeres subalbatus is the source of this 1865-nucleotide messenger RNA. RefSeq names its product ribosomal protein S6 kinase beta-1-like. Gene Ontology annotation, molecular function: ATP binding; protein serine/threonine kinase activity. The transcript has a single exon. Gene Ontology annotation, biological process: peptidyl-serine phosphorylation; signal transduction. The coding region runs from base 92 to 1525 and encodes 477 amino acids. The record is from RefSeq and is a predicted model, not a curated record. Lineage: Eukaryota; Metazoa; Arthropoda; Insecta; Diptera; Culicidae.